GCCAGCAGCGUCAGCAGCGUCAGCAACAGCGUCGGUGGCAACAGGAGGAGCUGUAAGGAGCGCAGCGUCAUUGUCGUCGUUGUCGGUCAUUCCACAGAUUGCAGUGCGCGGCUUCGCUGACAUCCCAAUGAGCGCGUGUCAGUUAAGGCGGACUGUUGCAAGGUGCGGAUGCGCGCACCGGCAACCGAGAUGCGGGUGUGGAUUGAGAACACAUUACAGGCAAGUGAGGUGUCAGUCUUCAUCGCCGGAAAGCAGCUUUGCAGCUGAUGUCUCUGGGAGCAGCAGCAGCAGCAGCAGCAGCAGCAGUAGCGACGAGGCAUUCGAUCACGGCGAUGGCGCGGGUGAGGAUGGCGGCGAAGUCGAGGCCGACGACGGGGUUGCGCGUGAAUAUGUGACACAAGGCACACUCUUUGAGCAGCUGUGUGGUGACAUGCUGGAAGAAAUGGGUGCAAGCAUCUCACUGGUAGGCGGUAGAUCGGAUGGUGGCAUCGACAUUUCAGGAUCGUUUCCGGCGUCGAUGAUGCGGGACCAGGCGCGACAUCAGCAACAACAACAAGCAGUUGUGGACCAAGCAAACACCAUCCUCGACUUUGUUGCUCAGUGCAAGUCGUCCAAGCGGAAGGUCGGUGUACAGCUGCUGCGGGAGUUUGAAGGCGUUCUUGCACGCCAGCGACCAGGCACCAUCGGCCUCUACUUUGUCUCGCAGGGGUACACCAUUGGCGCAACAAACCAUGCUGCCACCUCCCGCCACCCGCUCGCCCUUUGGACUGUCACUGAUGGGCUGGCCAAGGUGUGGCAGAACCCAGCGCUGCGUAAGCGACGACUGCGAUUGCGCCCGCCGCAGACCGUCAUCAUGUCGUUUUGUCCAUCCGCUCGCACACGUGCGCACCGCCCGCUGUAGCCAUCCAGGGGAGGGGGGGCGUUGCGUGUGUUUGUGUCUGUGUUUGUGUGUGUGUGUGUCUGUGUGUCUGUGUGUCUGUGUGUC
This is a messenger RNA of Salpingoeca rosetta, 985 nucleotides long. RefSeq lists its product as uncharacterized. The record is from RefSeq and is a predicted model, not a curated record. The transcript is spliced from 4 exons. Gene Ontology annotation, molecular function: nucleic acid binding. NCBI's taxonomy places the organism in Eukaryota, Choanoflagellata, Craspedida, Salpingoecidae. Gene Ontology annotation, cellular component: mitochondrion. The coding region runs from base 128 to 901 and encodes 257 amino acids.